Nelumbo nucifera (sacred lotus) is the source of this 1322-nucleotide messenger RNA. RefSeq names its product diacylglycerol O-acyltransferase 2D-like. Gene Ontology annotation, cellular component: endoplasmic reticulum membrane. NCBI's taxonomy places the organism in Eukaryota, Viridiplantae, Streptophyta, Magnoliopsida, Proteales, Nelumbonaceae. Gene Ontology annotation, molecular function: diacylglycerol O-acyltransferase activity. The record is from RefSeq and is a predicted model, not a curated record. Gene Ontology annotation, biological process: triglyceride biosynthetic process.
UACCUUCCCGAAGCAAGCCCAGGUUCGUUUUAACCAACCUUCACGGGAACCUCCUCCUAAUUCUCUCUCUGAUAGCUAUAUGCCUGUAUUCAUGCCGGAGACUAUCGGUGACCGUGAAAAAUCCGUUAACGCCGGCGAUGAGCCUACAGUAAUCCAGAGAAAAGAAUCUUCGCUGUUGCAGAUGGUUACGGCUCUCGCCCUUCUGCUCGGUCCCUUACAUUUGGUCGUGGCAUUGAUUUUCAUGGCGUGCUUCCUUCCAAAUUACCUAGCUUUCUCGAUAUUUGUUCUGCUCUUGUUUUUUACGGUGCUUCCUAUUAACGAUGAAAGUAAACUAGGUCGAACAUUGGCAUGGUACAUCUGUUACCAUUGCUGUGCGUAUUUUCCGGUGACGCUGCAUGUAGAGGAUAUAAAGGCGUUUGAAUCAAAACGAGCUUAUGUCUUUGGGUAUGAACCACAUUCGGUUUUUCCAAUUGGAGUUGUUUCUCUUGUGGACUUUACGGAAUUCAUGCAUCUUCCAAAAAUCAAGCUUCUUGCAAGUAGUGCUAUUUUUUAUACACCAUUCCUGAGGCAUAUAUGGACCUGGCUGGGGAUAACUCCUGCAACAAAGAGGAAUUUUACCUCACUUCUGGAAGCUGGUCAUAGUUGCAUUGUAGUGCCAGGUGGGGUGCAGGAGGCAUGUCUUAUGAAGCAUGGAUCAGAGAUUGUCUUUGUCAAGGCAAGAAAAGGGUUUAUUCGCAUAGCCAUACAAACAGGCCGACCUUUGGUUCCAGUUUUCUGCUUUGGUCAGACAGACGUAUUCAAAUGGUGGCAGCCAAGUGGGAAACUGUAUCGGCGACUGUGUAGAGUUAUAAAGUUCACUCCAAUCAUUUUCUGGGGAACUUUUGGAUCACCACUACCAUAUCGCCGGCCUAUGCAUGUUGUGGUUGGCAGGCCCAUUAAGCUCAAAAGAAAUCCACAACCAACCAUGGAAGAGGUGAAUGAGGUGCAUAGCCAAUUUGUAGCUGCCCUUGAAGAGCUCUUUGCGAAACACAAGGCUAGGGUGGGCCAUGCUGAUCGUCAAUUGACAGUACUCUGAUAAGUGCUUUCCUUGGGUUUCCGGUAUUCCAUUUGCAAAUAUAUAUUUCAGUUGUACUUGUUGAAUUUUAUAUAUUUAUAUCAUAGGGCAUUUAGUGUCUCAGAUAAAGUUUAAAAUAUUGACACGAUAGGCCUCAUAGGAAGCGCAUUGUAUCAGUAUCAAAUGAUGUGGAUAUGCGGAAUAUGACGACAUAACCUGUGCUGGUGGUCCUGACCGCCGCUAAAGGUUAUAAGGAUGUCCUAAUUGC